This is a messenger RNA of Meriones unguiculatus (Mongolian gerbil), 1867 nucleotides long. RefSeq names its product VRK serine/threonine kinase 1 (gene Vrk1). The transcript has 15 exons. The record is from RefSeq and is a predicted model, not a curated record. Gene Ontology annotation, molecular function: protein serine/threonine kinase activity; ATP binding. Gene Ontology annotation, biological process: signal transduction; peptidyl-serine phosphorylation. Lineage: Eukaryota; Metazoa; Chordata; Mammalia; Rodentia; Muridae. Gene Ontology annotation, cellular component: nucleus; cytoplasm. Bases 204 to 1466 code for a protein of 420 amino acids.
GUUGUGGGCAAGUUGCGUUUUGAGGGAAGCGGCGGGAAGUUCGUACUGCGUUGUGGACCGCAAGUUGGCCGUUCUAGUGGGCUGUCAGUGCUGCAGUAAGGAGAGUGGUGACCUAAGACCACGCAGACACAGGACAGAACAGCAGCGGCAGUCUCCAUUCUAACUUCAGAUGGUGCACAGGAAACGUUCAUCACUGUGUGAAAAUGCCACGUGCAAAAGCAGCUCAGGCUGGACGACAGGGACCUACAAAGAGGCGCCUUGCAGAGCAGUUUGCUGCUGGGGAGAUCAUAACCGACAUGUCUAAAAAGGAAUGGAAGCUAGGGUUGCCUAUUGGCCAAGGUGGCUUUGGCUGCAUAUAUCUGGCGGACACAAAUUCUUCCAAACCGGUUGGCAGUGAUGCGCCCUGUGUUGUGAAAGUGGAACCCAGUGACAAUGGACCUCUUUUCACUGAAUUAAAGUUCUACCAGCGGGCUGCUAAACCAGAGCAAAUUCAGAAAUGGAUUCGUACACAUAAAUUGAAGUACCUUGGUGUUCCUAAGUAUUGGGGAUCUGGUCUACAUGAUAAAAAUGGAAAAAGUUACAGGUUUAUGAUAAUGGACCGCUUUGGGAGUGACCUUCAGAAAAUCUAUGAAGCAAAUGCCAAAAGGUUUUCUCGGAAAACUGUCUUGCAGCUAAGCUUAAGAAUUCUGGAUAUCCUGGAAUACAUCCAUGAGCAUGAAUACGUGCACGGGGACAUCAAGGCCUCCAACCUUCUUCUGAGCUACAAGAACCCUGACCAGGUGUAUUUGGUGGAUUAUGGGCUUGCCUAUCGAUACUGCCCAGAUGGAGUUCAUAAAGAGUACAAAGAAGAUCCCAAAAGGUGCCACGAUGGCACAUUGGAGUUCACCAGCAUCGAUGCGCACAAUGGUGUGGCCCCCUCACGGCGUGGCGAUUUGGAAAUACUUGGUUAUUGCAUGAUCCAGUGGCUCAGCGGCUGUCUUCCUUGGGAGGAUAACUUGAAAGAUCCUAACUACGUUAGAGAUUCCAAAAUUAGAUACAGAGACAAUGUCUCGGCUUUGAUGGAAAAAUGCUUUCCUGAGAAAAACAAGCCAGGUGAAAUUGCUAAGUACAUGGAAACUGUGAAAUUACUGGACUAUGCUGAAAAACCUCUCUAUCAAAAUUUACGUGACAUUCUUUUGCAAGGACUAAAAGCUAUAGGAAGUAAAGAUGAUGGCAAACUGGAUUUUAGUGCUGUGGAGAACGGAAGUGUGAAGACAAUACCAUCCUCAAAGAAGCGGAAGAAAGAAGCAGAGGAAAGCACGGCGUGUAGUGUGGAAGACAUGGAGUGGUCAGACUCACGGGUGGAAGAGGCUGUACAGACUCGAAGUGAGGAGUCCCAAGGAGCAAUGCAUGGAAGCAUGUCUCAGCCAGAGGCGAGCUGCAGCAGCUCUGACAGUUCAAGAACCAGAAAGAAAGCCCAGAAGUAAAUGAGGUUCCAGAAACCAACUUUUCUGCCUAGUCAUUUGAUUUUCUUCUCUCCUUUUCUAUUUUAUGUUUUAUUUUCAUUUGAAUCUUGUGGGUCAUAGUAAUAAUUGAAUGACAAUUUUUUUAAACAAACUUUAUUAAAAUGAAUAUUUUGUGUACUUUAUUGAAGGAUAAUUUAUGAGAUUCCCCAAAUUUUUAGUUGUUACAACCAUGUGGUUCUGGGGCUUGGGAGUGUGUGUGGCAUGGGGUUGUAUGUUGGCCGUAGCCACUGUGUGCUCCCCAGAGUGGACGGAGCACUCAGGAGGCUCCUUGCUUUUAAGGAAUGGAGAAUUUGAAAUAAAGGUCUCUUUUGUUUGAUGUAAGUAUACAAUUUGUUGUGACAAUAAAGUUUGGUCUACAUGAA